ACAGGAACUUGAAACUGAGAUCUCUCAGUCUCUUCCCCUUUGAACUGAAAUCUUUCUGUUUUCUUCCCUCAGAACUGAGAUCCCUGUGCCGUCCCCGGACUUGGGAUCUCUCUGUCUCCUUCCAUCUCAGCUGAGAUCUCUCCGCUUGUUCCCCUCGGAACUGAGAUCUCUCUGCUUUCCUUCGGAGCGGAGAUCUCUCUCCCAUCUUCUCUCGCAGCAGAGAUCUCUCUUCAUUAGGAGCUGAGACACCUCUGCCUUCUUAAGAUCAGCUCUGCACAGGCAGAUCGCAGGUAGGCCAGCAGCCAGCCUAAGAAGAGAAGGCAGAGACAAAGUCACCUCCCUCCGCUUUCCUUGCCCCUCCCCAGCUUGGUCUGCCGAGGGCCAAAGCUGGGAAUCAGAGGGAAUGGCCCCUGGCAGCCAGAGCCCCUCGUCCCAGGAAUCAGUGACAUUCAAAGAUGUGGCUGUGGACUUCACCCAGGAAGAAUGGUGCCUCUUGGACCAUUCUCAGAAAGAGCUGUACAAGGAAGUCAUGCUGGAGAAUGUCCAGAACCUUCUCAGCCUGGGAUUUCCAGUUUUCAGAGAAGAUUUGACUUCCUAUUUUCAGAAAGCAGGAAUGCCAUGGAUUCUGGGGGGGGAAUGCCCAAGGAACUUUUGUCCAGAUGCAGUGAUGAGGUUUAAAAUGAAUAAGACCACUACAAAUCUGAGGAUUUCUUUAGAAGAAUCUGGCCAGCUAAGAUUCAUCAGUGAUGAUCCUUGUGACUUCAAUGGGAGAGAAAUCUGUGACUCUCAUAUCAAGGUAGAUAAAAAUCUGCAGAAUCCUUGUGAAUCUGAUGAAGUUGGAAAGAGCUUUGCACAAUAUUCAGACCUAAAUAACUGUAAGACACUUACUCCAAGGAAUGAUUGUUUUCAAUACAGAAAAUAUAGGGAAGGCUUUACUGAACAGGUAGAUCUCAUUCAGUCCCUUGAGAAGCCUCCUGAAAUGAAGAUAUAUCAAGGUAAUCAACAGAAAAUGCCCUUCAGCUUGAGUUCAGAUCUCACUGAAUAUCAGAAAAGUUACACUGGCAAAAAGCUUUAUAUAUGCAAGGAAGGAAAAAAGGCCUUCAGCCAGAACUCUAAGGUAGUUACUCAUCAAAAAAUUCACAUUAGAAAAGAGCCUUAUGAAUAUAAUGAAUGUGAAACCACCUUAUCACCUCACCCAUCUCUUCCUCAUCCUGGAUUUCAUACUGGAAUGAAAAUCCAUGCAUGUAAACAUUGUGGGAAGGCGUUUCAUUUGAACUCAGAUCUUGUUAGGCAUGAGAAGAUUCAUACUGGAGAGAAACCUUAUAAAUGUGAUGAAUGUGGGAAGGCCUUUGGUUAUAAAUCACGCCUUAUUGGCCAUCAAAGAAUUCACACUGGAGAGAAACCUUAUGAAUGUAAUGAAUGUGGGAAGGCCUUCUGCUACAAAUCAGUCCUUAUUGGCCAUCAAAGAAUUCAUACAGGAGAGAAACCUUAUGAAUGUAAACAGUGUGGAAAUUCUUUCCGAUGGAGCAUCAGUCUUGCUAUACAUGAGAGAAUUCACACAGGAGAGAAACCUUAUGAAUGUGAUCAGUGUGGAAAAACUUUCCAUCAGAACUGUAAUCUAGCUGUACACCAGAGAAUCCACACUGGCAAGAAACCUUAUGAAUGUAACCAAUGUGGAAAGGCCUUCUGCUCCAGAUCAAGCUUUUUGCACCAUCAGAGAAUUCACACUGGUGAGAAACCUUAUGAAUGUAGUCAGUGUGGAAAGACUUUCCAACAGAACUGCAGUCUUACUGCCCACCAGAGAAUCCAUACCGGGGAGAAACCUUACAAAUGUAAUCAAUGUGAGAAGGCUUUCUGCUCCAGAUCAAGCUUUUUGCACCAUCAGAAAAUUCACACUGGUGAAAAACCUUUUGAAUGUAAUAAAUGUGGGAAGGCUUUUCAGCGUAAUUCUGAUCUUGCUGCACAUCAGAGAAUUCACACUGGAGAGAAACCUUAUGAAUGUAAUCAGUGUGGAAAAGCUUUCAGAUAUCUCUCCAGUCUUGCUAAACAUAAAAGAAUCCAUACUGGAGAGAAACUUUAUGAAUGUAAUCAAUGUGAAAUGGCUUUCACAAACCACUCCAGUCUUUCUACACAUCAGAGAACUCAUACUGCAGAGAAACCUUAUGAAUGUAAUCAAUGUGGAAAGACUUUCCGACAGAGCUCUAACCUUAUUGCACAUCAGAGAACCCACACUGGAAAGAAACCUUAUAAAUGUAUUCAGUGCGGAAAGACUUUCCGAAAGAACUCCCAUCUUGCUGCCCACCAGACAAUCCACACUGGGGAGAAACCUUUUGAAUGUAAUCAAUGUGGAAAGGCUUUCACAAGGAGGUCCAGUCUCAUUACACAUCAGAGAACACAUACUGGAGAGAAACCUUAUGAAUGUAAUCAAUGUGGAAAAGCUUUCACUCAGCGCUCCAAUCUUUCUGUACAUCAGAGAAUCCACAAAAAAGAGAAUUCUUAUGAACAUGAUCAAUGUCAAAAAGCUUCCCAAUGGGCCUUCAAUAUUUCUGGUUAUCAGAGAGUUCACAAUGAAAAGAAACCUUAUGAAUGUAAUCAAUGUGGAAAGGCUUUUACAAGGAAGUCGAGUCUUGCUUCACAUCAGAGAAUCCACACUGGAGAGAAACCUUAUGAAUGUAAUCAUUGUGGAAAGGCUUUUACUCAAAGCUCCAAUCUUUCUGUACAUCAGAGAAUACACAUAAAAGAGAGUUCUUAUGAACAUAGUCAAUGUGAAAAGCUUUCCUGUGGAACUCCAAUCUUACUGCAUGUCAAUCAGAGAAUCCACACUGGAGAGAACCCACACGAACAUAAUCAGUGUUGAAAGUUUUGUGAUUUAAUUAUAGUCAUGCUGAACAUCAGAGAAUUCACACUGCUGAGAAAUCUUGCAAAUGUAAGCAGUGUGGAAAGGCUUCAAUCUUUCUGGAUGUGUGAGAAUCGACAUUACAAAGACACUUCAGGAAUAUCAUGAAUGUGAUAGAGCCUUUAGUUACCACUCUAAAUUUAUUGAACAUGAUAGAAUCCACACUGGAAAGAAACCUGAGGGAUAUAAGCAUUGUGGUAAAGCUUUCAGGAAACAUUCAUUUCCCCCUUCCACUCUUCUUUUUUCUUUCACCAGAGAGUUCAUACUCAAUAGAAAUCUUAUCAUUGUAAUAUAUGAGGAAAGGCACUAAAAUGAAGUACAGAGUUUGUUUAAUAUCAGAAAAAUCAUUCUGAAGAGAAGCUCUAUAUGGAUUCAGUGUUAAAAGGCCUUCAGCCAGAGAGCUCUUAUUUUACAUCAGAGGACUCACUAUGGAGAGAAGACUUAUGAAUGUUCUCAAAAAAAACCCAAAACAUUUUCGAGAAAGAGGGAAAUCAGUAGACAACAAUAUUCCUAUAGAAAUGAAGGCUUUUAGAAGCAUUAUGUGUGGGAAGAGCAUUCCUAGAUGCUUCACCUAGAAUACCUGACUGUUCAUGGAGAACUCAAAAUAGAGAUAGAAUUUUGGUUUAAUUAACAGGAGGUCUUUUGUUACAGGACAGACUUCAUUAUAUCUCCCAAUAUGGAGACCUUGGUAGACAUCCUAAAUUUCAUACUGUGCAGAAGGUCUUUUAAAUGUAAUGAUUUUUUUCUCUGAAAUCCUAAUGUUUGUCAUUACUCCUUAUGACUUUAUGGCAUUCAUAUAUUGUACCUUCUUCAGGCAUUUCCCAAUUAGUUGGUACUCACUUUGCAUCCUGUUGCUUUCUGGCACAAAAAAUUCUCAUAUACUUAUUUGGGCAUCUGUUGGAUAUCUAUUUCUGUCAUGCUUUCUUAGCCCAGUGGAUAGAGUGUUGUGCUUGGAACCAUGAAACCUGAGUUCUAAUUGGGUUCUGAAACUUACUAGCUAUAGUACCUUGAGCAGUCAUUUAAUCUAGCUUCUCUCAGGAGAGCAAGAGUACCUACCUUCCAGGAUUAACAUGAGCUCAAAAGAGACAAUAUCUCUAAAACACUCUCCUACACUCAAAUCAUUAUGGAAAUGCUAGCUUUUUAAAUGAUUAUUAUUCCUUGGGUCAUAAUUGUCCCAGUGAAGUCAAUAGGCUUCAAGAUCUGGACACUUCAUUCACUUUUCUUUUAAUUCAAACUGAUAUUCAGAACAGUGUAGAGGAAGGCAUUAGUUAUAAAGGAUAGAACUCUGGAUUUGGAAUCAGGAAAUUUUGGCUUUGAAUCCUGACUCAUGUUCUUUCUAGCUCUUUAACUCUGGCCAAGGAACAAUCUCUCUGUGCCUUACUUUACUCAUCUCUAAAAUGAGAUUGACCCUUAGAUUCUAUAUUCCCUUCCAAUUCUUAACAUGUGUAUUCAUCCGAAAUACAUUCAUGUUUCUACAGUCUCUUCUGAUUUUCUAGGAAGGAGGCCCCACAGGACUAAAUCUGAAACCAUACUAAAAACAGUAGUCAUCCAAACUAUUUCAUCCUAUUUUAAAUUAAAGAUCUGGAGAAACUGAGAUUAGUGUUUAAUAUACAAAGGAAAAUUAGUAUAGUAACUACUUGUUCAAUCAAUCCAAAGACCUCCACUAUGGAGUCAAGACUGACUAACCAUUGCAAAGACCUGGAAAUACUGGAAAGUUGUCUGGCAGAAAAUAGAUACAGACCAAUAUCUUAUACUGUAGAUUAGCUUCUAAUGAAUUCUUGGCUUAGAUGUGAAAGGUCACUUCAAAAAAUUAAAGGAAUCACAAAUAAGAGACAUUUCUGAAUAAUGGAAAAGUUCAUCACCAAAAAAGGGACACAUAGGAUCACAAAAAGAUAAUGGCCAGUUUUUGUGACAUAAAAACUCCUCAAAGCAUCUAAAAUUUAAAGGGAGGUAAUUAACUAGGAAAAUCUCUCAUAAAGGCCUGUCCAAAGUAUAUAAAGAGGAAAUCCUGAUUAUAUGUAGCUAUGCAGAGAAUGGCUGAACAAAUUUUGGCAUGUGAAUGGUGGAACAUAAAGUCAUGGGAAAAUAAAACACACACAUCCUUCAGUGAAUACCUUGGUAGAAUAUUAUGAUCUGUAGACUGCAGGGAAUAUUGAUGAUAAUCACAACAUUGUGAAGUUCAACAGCUUUGAGAGAUAUCACACUCCUGAUUAUUGUGAUGAUCAACCACUAUAGCAGGGGAGUUACAAAGAUCUGUGCAGUCUACCUCCUGUUCCAGAGGUGAUGGAUGUGAGAUGUACAUUAAAAACUACAUUUUGAGAAAUGACUAUGUGGGAAUUGAUUUGGCUUGCUUGUGCUUUCAUUACCAUUCUCUCACAGCCCUCCCCCAUCCCUCCAGUUUGGGGCAUGAGAGAAUAGUAGUGUGAGGGGGACUAUUAAUAGUCUUCCCACAGUCUCAAUCCAGCAAAAAAUAAUAAAGGAAAUUGAUGGCUUUUAAUCAUAUAUGCAUUCAGAAGGAAUGAAAAUAGCUUUGAAGGUGACAGGUUGAAUUUUUUAAUCACUGAAAAGAAAAAUGAAGCUAUGCAUUUUACAACUUGUUUCAUGUGCAAUCUUCUAUGUUUUAUGAUAUAUAUGAAAUAUUCACUUUAUUUUAUGUUUAUGAAUUUCAAAAUAAAAAAAUUUAAAUAUU
This is a messenger RNA of Antechinus flavipes (yellow-footed antechinus), 5585 nucleotides long. Its product is annotated as zinc finger protein 345-like. The coding region runs from base 404 to 2857 and encodes 817 amino acids. The record is from RefSeq and is a predicted model, not a curated record. Lineage: Eukaryota; Metazoa; Chordata; Mammalia; Dasyuromorphia; Dasyuridae. Gene Ontology annotation, biological process: negative regulation of transcription by RNA polymerase II; regulation of cytokine production; regulation of immune system process. The transcript is spliced from 5 exons.